AUGAACAUAGAUAUUUUAAAUAGUAUUCAUGGUGGUGUAGUUUUAAGAACGUCUCAAACAAUUAAUUCACAUGUCAGUAAAGAAGCGGCUCGACAAAUUAUUAAACGUCAAAGACGUAAUGAAGAUAUUUACUUGGAGCCACAAACAGCAGAUAUAAUUGACUUACCGUUAUACUUGCGUGAAACAUUAUCAGGUGCAAUUAAUGCAUUAAAUGAUAUGUUUCCUCUCGCAACACAUUCUGCAUGUUUUUUCCAUUUAUCACAAAACAUUUUCAAAAAACUUCAAAGUCUUGGUCUCUCUUCAAUGUAUUCUAACGAUCCAGAAUUUAAUUUAUUAGCAAAGCAAAUACCUGCCUUGGCAUUUUUACCAGCUAAUAUGAUUGUAGAUGGGUGGACAUUAUUGAAACCUUUGUUUAAAACCGAAGAAGAACAACAAUUAUCACAAUAUUUUGAGGAAACGUAUGUUUUGGGAAAAUCAGGUAUGCGUUUGAGAGGAAGACCAACAAAACAAACCAUACGUAAUCCACCAAUGUUUCCUCCAGAAAUGUGGUCAGUAGCUGACCGUCUAAAUCUUGGUUUGCCAAGAACCACAAACGUUGCAGAAUCAUGGCAUAGGAAAAUAAAUAGACUAGUUUCUCCUAAUCCAAGUCUAUUUAAAUUCAUUAAGUUAAUACAAAAAGUGCAAAACGAAACAGAAUCAACAGUUGAACAGCUUAUACAAGGACGGAUUUCAAAAAGAGCAAAAAAGAACGUUGAUGUACAAAAUGCUCGCCUUAAAUGUAUUCAACAAAGAAUUUACGAUGACGACAAGUUAGACAAGUUAGAAUUUUUAAAAGGCAUUGCACAUAAUUUAACUUUAUAA
Molecule: messenger RNA, 861 nt
Organism: Macrosiphum euphorbiae (potato aphid)
Lineage: Eukaryota; Metazoa; Arthropoda; Insecta; Hemiptera; Aphididae
Source: the annotation of a GenBank genome assembly